Guyanagaster necrorhizus is the source of this 7047-nucleotide messenger RNA. RefSeq names its product modular protein with glycoside hydrolase family 13 and glycosyltransferase family 5 domains. The record is from RefSeq and is a predicted model, not a curated record. The transcript has 17 exons. Lineage: Eukaryota; Fungi; Basidiomycota; Agaricomycetes; Agaricales; Physalacriaceae. The coding region runs from base 1 to 7047 and encodes 2348 amino acids. Gene Ontology annotation, cellular component: fungal-type cell wall. Gene Ontology annotation, biological process: fungal-type cell wall (1->3)-alpha-glucan biosynthetic process. Gene Ontology annotation, molecular function: alpha-1,3-glucan synthase activity.
AUGCGGAUUUUUACCGCAAUUACCGCCUUAUCGGCUUUUGCUGGCCUCGUUCUCGCCUCGCCGUAUCGCGACGACCUCACUGACUACAACCUCAAUGUCAAUCAGGAUGCAACUGAAGCGACCGAGUACAAGGCGACCCGAGCGAAUACCACUUAUACACCUUCUCCCGAAAACUGGCGGGCACUCCCCGUAUAUACCGUUUUAAUGGACAAGUUUGCAGAUGGCGAUCCUUCCAAUAACGACUACUUCGGUUCCAUGUACGAAAACGACUGGAGAGAAACCCAGCUCAGAUAUGGUGGAGACCUCAAGGGUCUUAUUUCAAAGUUGGACUACCUCUAUGGCAUGGGCAUCCGGGUUAUCUUCAUUUCUGGAACGCCUUUUCUGAACAUGUUGUGGCAGGCUGACAGUUACUCGCCGCUUGAUUUCACCGUUCUUGAUCCUCAUUGGGGCACUAUUGACGAUUGGACGAAUGCAAUCGAUACCAUACACGCUCAUAACAUGUACUUGAUGGCCGAUUUCACCGUAGGAACCAUGUCGGAUCUCAUCGGUUUCGCGGGUCACUUGAACAGCAGUACGCCUUUCAGUCUGAAUGAGUACAACGCUGAAUUCAAAUAUCCCAAUUACAUGCCCUGGGGUUUCACCAAAUAUGCGGACUUUAACAUUAGUAACACCCGGAAUGAGUCGUGUGAGAUGCCCAAGUUUUGGGAAGAGGAUGGUUCCGUUGUCACUGUCGAGACGAAUGGCUGCAUGGAGUCGGAUUUUGACCAGUAUGGUGACAUGGAGGCUUUUGGUGUGCACGAGGAUUGGCAACGUCAAUUGGCCAAAUUCGCCUCCGUCCAGGACCGUCUCCGUGAAUGGAAGCCUGAGGUCAUGGCCAGGCUUCAAAAUUUUGCUUGCAUGGCUAUCACUGCUUUAGACUUUGAUGCCAUCCGCAUUGAUAAAGCUACUCAGGUCACGGUCGCAGCUCUAGCGGAGUGGACAUCCAGCGUUCGUACUUGUGCGUAUAAUCUUGGUAAAGAAAAUUUUUUCGUACCGGGUGAAGUUACUGGAGGCGACACUUUCGGCUCCCUAUACUAUGGUCGUGGGCGCACUCCUACGCAGCUUCCUGGCGGCUUUUUGAUUGCAGCCAACCUCACAUCGGAUGAUAGCGAAUAUUUCCUUCGAGACAAGGGCGUCAAUGGACUGGAUUCAGUUGCCUUCCACUAUUCCAUAUACCGUUCACUUACUCGAUUCUUGGGUAUGGAUGGUAACCUCGAUGUCGCUUAUGAUGUGGAUAUCAACUUCAUCACUGCGUGGAAUCAGAUGUUCGUUGACAAUGACUUCAUCAAUCAAUUAACGGGGGAAGUCGAUCCCCGACACAUGUAUGGGAUGAGCAAUUUCGACGUGUUCCGUUGGCAUAGUCUGGCCGAUGGUAGGGAGCGCAGCAUUUUGGCUGGGUUCAUCGCCACUCUCGUUAUGCCCGGUAUUCCGUUGUAUUUCUAUGGCGAAGAGCAGAAUUUCUAUCUGUAUGAUACCGGUGCUUCCAAUUAUCUCUAUGGCCGUCAAGCCAUGACGAGUAACACAGCGUGGAAGCGACAUGGCUGCUACACCCUCGGCUCUGAACAAUACUUCAACAUGCCCCUGGAUAAAGCCUUAGUAGGGUGCCACGACGAUUGGAACGCCCUUGAUCAUUUCGAUCCUACCACUGAUAGUCGUCGGAUGUUCGCACAUUUCAACCGCCUGCGCUCAAUAUACGGUGCUUUGCAGGAUGGGUUUAAUCUCGUGCAACGUGGCAACUGGACGUAUUUCAUCGAACGGCCUGGUUCUAACGGCACAGCAACUGAGAUGGGCCUGUGGUCUAUCUCCAGGUCCGGUAUCUCCGGCGUUCAAAACCUGACCGGAAAUUUUACAGACCAGGUUUGGAUGUUGUACAGCAAUGAAAACGAGACGAAGAGUUGGGAGUACAAUUGCCAGGAGUCCCUAUGGAUUUCAUCCCCCUUCGAGUCUGGUACGAUAGUCCGUAAUUUGUUUGCACCGUACGAGACGUACACUUUGGAAGACUCAGGUUCGUCAUACUACAACGAUAGCAAAUCCCCCUGGUACGGCUGUCUUCCAAAUGUCACUAUGGACGCCUAUGGGUUCAAGGCACUCGUACCCGAAGAUCAGUGGGUUGCUCCGGCCCUUGCGAUGACCGCGUUCAAUCCGGGACAUGACUACCGUUUGCUAGCUGAGGAUGGCCAAACGAAUGCCACCACUGUCGACAUUUCAAUUGAAUUCAGCGCCGUCAUGGAGUGCGACUCCGUCACAAACUCGAUUUCACUCAACAUGUCUUCCUCUGGAAAUGGCUCCACCCCUUCGAUCACGAACGUCAAUUGUCAAAGUAUAUCCAAUGCGUCCGCCUCUGUCAUACAAGGUGGUUCGACGUCCGCGUGGGAGUGGACCGCGACGUUGACAAAUUUCCCGGAUGGUGUCUUGAAGAUCACUGUCGACAAACCUCAGGACAGCAGCGGAAAUUCUACAAACGUCGUGGAUGAACUUCUUUUGAGGAAAGGCUCUUCUCAGAACGUCAUUGUCUUCCCCGAGAACGACUACGACGACGACGCCUUCACCAAGUCGGAUGGCAAAUAUAUGUUCACUCAUAAAGCUUAUGGUGCUGAAAAAUACAGGUAUUCGUGGAAUUUCGGUCAAAAUUGGACAAGUUGGGCUGACUGGGAAGACACGACGACAAUCGACUCCGACGUCUUCAGCAGCUCUGAUUUGUUCUGGGAUGGUGACCACAUCAUCGUCCAGUAUUGGAGUGAAGCCACAAUGUCAACAGCUGGUGUUAUUCAUGCUGACUAUGGUUGGUCUGGCGCGCGUCGCCGCGUUCCUCAGCUACUCGCACGUGGCCCUUACAACACUUGGGGUUACGACAGUGGCCUGUCGAGUGUGAUGGAACUGAAUGAUGACGGCUACUGGGAGCUAGAAAUCAUGGCUCAAUGGCCGACUUACGUAGAGCUUAACGUUUGGGGUUACGAUGACUACUACUACGGAGACGUCGACGGUGAUGGAGUCCUUGACCGACUUCCUCCCAACAGCGCUGCCUCCAAUUAUGUGAACAUGUCUGCCCCACCGUCACCUCAUCUCUCUUGGUCGCUACUCGUUGACGACUCUACCAUGCAAUGGUGGUUGAAGCCUCGUGGUGAAGCAUCCGUUGGCGCUAUCAUGUACGCUCUGCUGCUUGCUAUUCCCUUGAUCACCGGUACACUUGCUGUCCUCGUUUUCAUGUGGUCAUUCUACGGUAUCAAGCACAAUCAAUACGGCGUCAAGGCGAAGACAUCUAACAACUACUUUCCUAUUCUUGGCGUUUUGGGCAACAAAUCUCAGUCGGACCUGAAAGAUGGAGGAAUGUCAGAAAAGGGAGGAGGCAUUUUCGGACAUCACAAACACAAGGGGGAGAUCAUUGGCUGGCCCGAGGAUAAGAACAAGCGUCGCAAAGUCCUUAUCUCUACUCUCGAGUACGAGAUCAUCGACUGGAAGAUCAAGGUCAAGAUCGGUGGUCUCGGUGUCAUGUCCAGCCUUAUGGGUAAAGCUAUGACAGAUGUCGACUUGAUUUGGGUUGUGCCGAAGGUCAAGGAUGUGGAGUAUCCGGCUGGAGAUCCCGCUGAACCCAUCGAGGUCAUCAUCUUUGGCGAGCCCUAUCUCAUUGAGGUAGAGACUCACGUUUUGGACAACAUCACAUAUGUUAUCCUUGAUAGUCCCGUUUUCCGUGCCCAGACUAAAGCUGAUCCUUAUCCGGCUCGCAUGGACGAUCUUAGUUCCGCUAUCUUCUACUCGACUUGGAAUCAAGCUAUUGCUGCUACUAUUCGUCGCAACCCUACCGUCGAUAUCUACCAUGUGAACGACUAUCACGGCGCUUUGGCACCCAUCUAUCUUCUGCCCAAGGUUCUUCCCUGCUGUCUGUCGCUUCAUAAUGCCGAGUUUCAGGGUCUCUGGCCUCUGCGAACUAAGGAAGAAAUGAAGGAAGUUUGCUCAGCGUUCAACAUCAGCAAAGAGCACUGCACCAAAUAUGUUCAGUUUGGAAAUACCUUCAACUUGCUGCAUGCGGCCGCUUCGUUCAUCAGUGUUCACCAGAAGAGUAUUGGUGUGGCUGGUGUCUCUGACAAGUAUGGUAAACGUAGUUGGGCCCGAUAUCCUGCCCUUUGGACGCUGAAACAUGUCGAUUCCUUGCCCAACCCUGAUCCCAGUGACAUCGAGGCGCUGGAUGAAGCUCCCACAAAGGCCAAGGACGUUCAGAUCGACGAAGUUGCAGAAGCUGCCCGUCCGGAACAUAAGCGUCAAGCACAAGAAUGGGCCGGUAUCAAACAGGAUCCUGAUUCUGACUUGUUUGUAUUUGUCGGUCGUUGGUCUAAGCAAAAGGGUGUCGAUCUCAUUGCUGAUGUAAUGCCUUCCCUGUUAGAGAAACGUCCCACUAUCCAGCUCAUUGCCGUUGGUCCUGUUAUUGACUUGUAUGGACGAUUUGCUGCUGAGAAGCUGGCACGACUGAUGGAAAUGUUCCCGGAUCGUGUCUAUUCAAAACCCGAAUUUACGGCGCUCCCUCCCUACCUGUUCAGCGGUGCCGAUUUCGCUCUGAUUCCCUCCCGUGAUGAGCCCUUCGGCCUCGUAGCUGUCGAAUUUGGUAGGAAGGGUGCUCUCGGAGUCGGAAGUCGUCUCGGAGGUCUGGGUUUAAUGCCUGGUUGGUGGUAUCCUGUAGAAUCCAGCUCUACGGCACACAUGCUGUCACAGCUGACAAAAACAAUCAAAAUGGCUUUGAAGUCCACCGAGGAAGAGCGCGCCGUUCUUAGGGCCCGGUCCGCCGUCCAACGUUUCCCUGUUGUUGAAUGGCGUCAACGAAUGGAGGAUUUCCACAGGCGCAGUAUCACCGCUAGUCGUGCGAUUGCCGGCGCUGAUGCUUGGCGAGAGUCUGACUGUGAUGGUGCUGGUGUUCGUCCUAUGGCAGAUACCGAUGAUUGGAACCCUGUCAACCAGGCUUACCCGUCUCAGCCUGAGUGGGACCGAACCAGCAUGCUUGAUAGUCCUCAUGUCAAUACUCCUGGUUCCCCAGGUCAGUGGAGUCAAGACACCCUCACACCGUCUGGUGCUCCUCGGUUACUGCCUCCAGAUGGCUCUCGCAAUUCAUUUACUACUGACGGUGGUCAAGACGAUGACUACUUCAGCCAUUCGCGUGGUAGUACACUGGAACCUGCUCAAGGAUACAACGACUUCCUGGAGAGGGCCAAUCGCACCAUUGCCCGGGAUCAGCGGCAUGCCCCAGAUCCGUUCUUGGAUGAAAACCUCACACCCAACCGUCCGUUUGGCGCGCACUCUCGCGUGUCUUCUGUUGAAUCGAUAUCGUCUAUUGUUGAUGAAAAGUCCAACUCGCCUUUGAACAAAGCCAUCGCUUCGUUUACUGACGCAGAUGGUGGCGUUGCUUCAGAGUUCGUUCAAAAGUUGCAGGCCCUCAAUGCUAAAAACUCGGAGCAUGAAUUGUCCAUCGAGAAGUUCCUCAUCAAAAGCGAAGAAGCCUUCUUUGGCAAAGUUCGCAAGGAAAAACUUGACAGUGCCGCCAGUAUCAGGUCGUCGCAGCGUGAUUCCAUCUGGGGAACGCCUUCACCGUCGAUAUACUCUCGCCCCGAUUCGCCUAACACUCAAGCCUUUUCUUCUGAGUAUGACGGACCUCUUCGCAACGAUGCAGGUGCCCCUGAGAUUGUACCCAUGACAGGGUUACAGAUCGCCAUGUCUCGUGAAAUAUGGGGUUGGCCGUUGUACACUAUUGUCAUUGCUGCCGGUCAGAUGUUAAGUGCAACGAGUUUCCAAAUCACUCUUUUGACUGGUCGAAGUUGGCAAGAUAAUGUACAGCUUUACGUCCUUGGCGGAGUUUUCCUUGCUGCCUCUGCAGUAUGGUAUCCUAUGUUCAGAUUGAAGCCAUCCGUAUAUGUUCUAUCUGCACCUUGGGUGUUCUUCGGUCUAGCAUUCCUCUUGGUCGGUUUCCCAUCAGUGUCCUCUUCAUUCCACUCUGCACACAGAGCUCUGGCGAGCACAGCGACAUGGUGUUAUGCUGUUGCCUCGGCCGCUUCCUUUCUAUUCUUCGGCCUCAACUUCGGUGAAGAAGCGGGUGCUGCAACGGAGGUAUGGACUUUUCGUGCAUGUAUUGUCCAAGGUUCCCAACAGAUUUGGGUGGCGGCGUUGUGGUACUGGGGUCAUACCCUCACUGGUCAAUCAGAUAAUUAUACACCGCCAUGGUGGAUCGUUCUUAUCGUCUGGCCAUUGGCCCUCAUGAGUUUCAUUUUCGCUUACUUGAUGCUUUACGGUCUUCCUGAGUACUACCGCCAAACUCCACCCAAGGUGCCUCAGUUCCUGCGGACCUUGUUCCGCCGCAAAUUGGUUAUAUGGUUCCUUGCCUCCGAAAUUCUUCGAGACUACUGGCUCAGCGGUCCUUACGGACGCAACUGGAGUUUCUUGUGGAGCGUCCCUAUUCCGACAUAUCAGAUUCUUCUCUUGGUCCUCGCCUUCUUCAUUGGUGUUUGGGGAGCACUUCUCGGCGUUCUCACGCAUUUCAGUAAGACACAUACCUGGCUUCUGCCUGUGUUUGCGGUAGGUCUCGGUGCACCUAAAUGGUGUCAGAUGAUGUGGGGUACUUCUUCACUUGCGCUCUACAUUCCCUGGGCCGGAAGUAGCGGACCAUACCUUGGCUUGUCGUUGUGGUUGUGGCUUGGCGUUUUAGAUGCCAUUCAGGGAGUCGGUCUUGGUAUGAUUCUGCUCCAGACACUUUCACGUCUGCACGUUUGUGCUACGCUGGCAUUCUCUCAAAUCAUCGGUUCGGUUUGUGUUAUGGUCGCUCGAGCGACUGCGCCAAACCGUAUCGGGCCUGGGUCUGUGUUCCCUGACGCUGCAAGCUGGGACUUUGAGGAUGGGAGUCCCAUGGCGGAACCUAUGUUCUGGAUGGCGCUAUUCUGCCAAUUGAUAAUUGUCAUUGGUUACUUUUGGUUCUACCGUAAAGAACAGCUAUGUAAGUUUUUCUUGCGAUGUACCUCUCAUCGGGACCUUUGA